This is a messenger RNA of Pseudoliparis swirei, 1709 nucleotides long. Its product is annotated as dicarboxylate carrier SLC25A8-like. Gene Ontology annotation, cellular component: mitochondrial membrane. Gene Ontology annotation, molecular function: oxidative phosphorylation uncoupler activity. Lineage: Eukaryota; Metazoa; Chordata; Actinopteri; Perciformes; Liparidae. Gene Ontology annotation, biological process: adaptive thermogenesis; mitochondrial transport; mitochondrial transmembrane transport. The transcript is spliced from 7 exons. The record is from RefSeq and is a predicted model, not a curated record. Bases 130 to 1059 code for a protein of 309 amino acids.
CACAGGAGGGACUAACUGCCGAAAGGACUGUAUAUUCUUUCUCUGUGCUGGAUUAUAACUUUCCUGGAAAACUAUCUCGGGCUCCCGGGGGAAGUGCAGAUUUUUCGAUUCAUCAACCUAGACGUAGAAAUGGUUGGCAUCAAGCCCAAAGACGCGGUGCCCUCUGCGGCGGUGAAGUUCUUCGGUGCUGGCGCGGCGGGCUGCAUUGCUGACCUCAUCACCUUUCCAUUGGAUACCGCAAAAGUCAGACUACAGCUUCAGGGAGAGUCUCAGAAUCUUAAAGGGGCCAGUGCAUUGAAGUAUCGGGGAGUGUUUGGCACCAUCACCACCAUGGUGCGCACAGAGGGGCCCAGGAGUCUGUACAACGGACUAGUGGCAGGACUCCAAAGGCAGAUGAGCUUUGCCUCGGUACGAAUUGGCCUUUACGACUCCAUGAAGCAAUUCUACACUCGAGGCACUGAGAGUGCUGGGAUUGUUACUCGGCUGUUGGCGGCAUGUACCACAGGAGCCAUGGCCGUGGCUUUUGCACAACCAACAGAUGUGGUGAAGGUGCGUUUCCAAGCCCAGGUGCGCUUGGCUAAUGGUGGGAGGAGAUACAACAGCACCAUGGAGGCCUACAAGACGAUUGCCCGAGAUGAGGGAGUACGGGGACUUUGGAAAGGUUGUUUGCCCAACAUCACCCGUAAUGCCAUCGUAAACUGCACAGAGCUGGUGACCUAUGACAUGAUCAAAGAACUCAUCCUGAAGUAUGACCUAAUGACAGACAACCUGCCGUGCCACUUCACUGCUGCCUUUAGUGCCGGCUUCUGCACAACAAUAGUGGCUUCCCCUGUGGAUGUCGUCAAAACGCGGUUCAUGAAUUCGCCAGACGGCAAGUACAAGAGCUCCAUCAGCUGUGCUCUCACCAUGUUGAGGAAGGAAGGACCCACCGCCUUCUAUAAAGGGUUCACGCCUUCUUUCCUACGACUGGGGUCGUGGAACAUUGUGAUGUUUGUGACAUAUGAACAAAUUAAAAGAGGUAUGACCAAAGGACAACAGCACUGGGAGUCACCGUUUUGACCUCCGCUUGUCAGACUCUUUCUUUAGAUGCGACCGCACAGACACAUUGGCCUCACCUUCACCGGGAUGCUGAGGUGACCCAGGGUUGGAAAAAGAUGUGAGGAAGACUCGUGGCAGCGAGAUGAAGCUCUUCGACUUCCCAAAUAAACAGACUCUGAGGGCAUCGUUGCAAUACCAGAAUGAUUUAGGGAUUUAAGUAUGAAGAGACGUUUUGUGCUUUUAAAAAUGAUUAUUCAGGAGUGUAGGACGGAUGUGAAAAUGUAUUUGCACAGGGUUACUGUAUGUUUGAUCUCUCUUCCACAUACUUUAUACAGGCUACUAACACCUUGUUCAGCUUUGAAGAUGGACGUUUACAAGAAUGAACUGUGAGAUAAUGUGAAGAAUGUUACUGUGUAAAUGUAUUUGUUAUUCAGAUUAGGAUUUCCAUGACACAUAUAGUCUUGCACAGACUAAACAGUGACCAUUUCUAUGUUCCUGAUGUUGCUUUCCGUGUUAUGGUUUACAAUGUUUACCAUUGUUUGUAUAUGCGAUCAGGGUAAAUCAAUGUGCUGCUCAUUGUAAAUAGCAUGAUUUAUUGCUGGUCGAUGAGUUGUUAAUAUGUUACAAACAGUAACAAAUGAUGCUAAAAUGAAUAAAUAAAGUGCCAUUUU